AUUACACGUGAAUUACAUUGUACUAGACGUUGAGUUGUAUAAUCUGCUGUCGGUUUUUAAAUAAUAUCGUCACAGCCAAAGCCAUAGAGGAAUUACAAUUUUCAACCCAGUAUUAUUUUCAGCAUUACAUAAUGAAAGAAUAGCACCCAAACACCCAAAAUUAAAGCCAGACAAUAACACCAAAUGACCUUGGGCAUGAAUUUCCAUUUUUCAAUGCUGCUGAACUCAUUCUAUGAAGACUAUCAUGCCUGCUAACUACCCGUAAUAUUUGCGAAGUGACUGAAUCUUGAGAAAUUGUUUCUUAAGAACUACGAAAAUUAUACUAGUCUAAAACUUGAGUUUUAAGUACGUUAGGACUAUGUUUCCCUUGACCGUGAACCGUUUAUCUCUAGCUUUAUAUGUUGAUAAGAGGGGCAUGGCACAGUUGUUAAAGAUGAUGAAAGCAGUGCGAGUUCACAAAUUUGGCGGGCCAGAAGUUUUAAAAACUGAAACCAUCCCUAUUCCAAGAAUAAAACAUAACGAGGUGCUUAUUCAUGUUAGGGCCGCUGGUAUUAAUCCCGCCGACACGUACAUUAGAAGUGGUGGUUAUGGACUCUUGCCAGAACUACCUGCAAUUCUGGGGAAGGAUGUAGCUGGAGAAGUAGAGGAAGUCGGCGAAACGGUGAAGAACUUUAAGAAAGGCCAGAGAGUGUUUGCAGAGUUGCAGGACAGGAAUGGUGGCUAUGCAGAGUACGUCGCUUGUCCAGAAGAUAAUGUUUUUCCACUGGCACACAGACUGACCUUUGCACAAGGAGCUGGUCUUUACAUUCCAUAUGUCACAGCCUACAGGGGACUGGUAACAAAGUGUAAAGCAAAAGCUGGGCAGCUGUUGUUGGUGCAUGGGGCCAGUGGCGCUGUGGGUGUGGCAGCUGUGCAGCUGGCAAAAUCUCUCGGUCUCACUGUUGUUGGAACUGCAGGAUCAUCUGAAGGACUUGAACUGGUGAAAAAAGUGGGAGCUGAUCAUGUGUUCAAUCACAGGACAGAUGGGUACCUGGAAGAUGCGGUAAAGACUGUUGGAAAGUUUGACAUAAUAUUUGAAAAUCUUUCUAAUGUGAAUCUGGGAGCAGAUCUGACAGUUAUGAACAAGAAUGCAUCUAUAGCGAUUGUGGGAUGUCGAGGAACAGUUGAAAUAAAUCCGAGGCUUAUAAUGCAAGCAGAGGCAACAGUGCAUGGUGUCUUCCUCUACAACUCAACUUCAGAGGAGAGGCAGGCUGCUAUUGACAAUCUCUUGGAGGGAAUUGCCAAAGGCUGGGUCAACCCUGUCGUGGCUAAGGAGUACAAGUUUGAGGAAGCUCCUCAAGCUCAUCACGACAUCAUCCAUACCAAGGGAGCAACAGGCAGGCUUGUGUUAACUCCCUGAGGAUGCAUUUAGAGGGCUGGGCAUAAAACACACCCACUAAUAUCCUUCUGUUGUUCGGUUCUGUGUUUCUAUAAGUGGAAAUCUGGGUUUGGGGGUCAACUGCCAGCAGCUGUAUUUUUAAAUGUUGAUUAUGGUUCAUUAGUGCUCAUCUGAUGUUACUUUAAUUUCAUGAAGUGGAUUGGUACUUUGUUAUUUCAUAGCAGGAACAAUAACACAUACUUACCAGGAGUUACAACAAUGUGCAGAGUGAAUGUUUAGUGAACAGAGGGACAUCAUUUGAUUUGAAAAUGAAACUGAGAUUAUUUACAUGAUGGAGGUACAAUAAAUGCAGUGGAAAAGGAACAGCUUACCAAUGGACUGUGGAAAUGAGUUAUGGAUCAAGUUGUUGGAUGAUUUAGUGUAGUGGAGUUUAGUUGUAACAAGCUAGAGCUCAUGUAAUAUGGUGCGUCCUGAAGUGAAAUAUGUCUAUGGAGUCAGUGUCCUUCAAGUAAUCUUUUGUUUUGUUCAGACGUACAAUCAUAAACAAAUGGAAUUAUGACACAUAUAAUUGCAACUUAACUGAAAUUGUACAUGAAAUUAUGAUACAUGCAGUUCAAAUGAA
Schistocerca americana (American grasshopper) is the source of this 2000-nucleotide messenger RNA. Its product is annotated as quinone oxidoreductase-like. Gene Ontology annotation, molecular function: mRNA 3'-UTR binding; quinone reductase (NADPH) activity; NADPH binding. The coding region runs from base 359 to 1399 and encodes 346 amino acids. The record is from RefSeq and is a predicted model, not a curated record. The transcript has 7 exons. NCBI's taxonomy places the organism in Eukaryota, Metazoa, Arthropoda, Insecta, Orthoptera, Acrididae. Gene Ontology annotation, cellular component: cytosol.